CUAAGAAGAAGAAGAACUUCCUGUUUUGGAUGUUCCACGACAACUGGGGAACUUUCCGAAGGGGCAGCGUCGCUUUCCUCAGUAAUUUGUCGUUAUUACUGUAUUUUACCGAGAUAUAAGUGCGGGACAGUCGCUCGAGUCAUGCCGCAGUUCAACCGACCGAGUCCCCGGAGUCCUCGACAUCGGAGAAGCCACACUCCUCGCUCCCGCAGCCCCAGCCGAGAAAGGAGCUUGUCUCCGGACAGCUUCGGGCCAAAGCCGCCGAGGCCUCGCAACAGGGAGCGCGAACGAGAAGAGCGCGAACACCGACUCAGGGAGGCCAAAACCAUCAAGCGAUUCCGAGUCGGAAGUCCCCGCCGAAGUCGGUCCAGAUCCAGAGAGAGGCACACCGGCGGCGGCGGCCUCAAUCACGGCCGCUGGGCAGAGCAGAAGGACGCUCCGUGGAGGCACGGCGGCUCCAGGGAUGACUUCUACUACGACCAGCUAAGAGACGACGCUCACAGGCAGCGACAAGAGGAAUUAAUGGCCAGGCGGCUGCAAGAGAGAGAGCGGAUUGGAGAGCAAGGCUGUCCCGAAGUAUGGGGAUAUUCUCCAAGAGUUAAAGAGGAAGACUCGGAUGAAUUCACACCAGUCGAAGAAAACCAGAAAAAUGCCAGCUCAGGGUCUGAAGACGAGAAAAGAAAGAAAAAGAAGAAAUCCAAGAAAAGAAAGCACAAGAAGAGUUCAGACAGCGGUUUGGACUCCGAUUCCGAUGAGGACAAGGUGAAGAAGAAGAAAAAGAAGAGCAAGAAAUCCAAGAAGUCCAAGAAGAAGAAGAAGAAGGCCAAGAAGAGCCACAAGACGUCGAGUGAGUCCAGCAGUGGCGAGUCUGGGGAGGAAGAAGAGGAGGAUCCCAGCGAGGUGACGUGGGUUGAGAAAACAUGCACAGAUGAACACCUGGUGGGACCAGAAGCGCCGCUCACUCACCUGUCUCAGGAUGAACGACCUUUGGAUUUCGGUCAUGCUCUCCUGCCGGGAGAAGGUGCCGCCAUGGCGGAAUACGUGAAAGCUGGAAAGCGAAUUCCGAGAAGAGGAGAAAUCGGCCUCACCAGUAACGAGAUCGCAGAUUUUGAGAAGUCGGGCUAUGUCAUGAGCGGCAGCAGACAUCGCCGCAUGGAGGCUGUGCGUCUGAGAAAGGAGAACCAGAUCUACAGCGCAGACGAAAAGAGAGCGCUGGCCUCCUUCAACCAGGAAGAAAGACGCAAACGAGAAAGCAAGAUCCUGUCCAGUUUCCGAGAGAUGGUCUACAGGAAGACCAAAGGAAAGGAGGACAAGGCUUAACUGCUGUCAUGGUGAUGUGGCUUCUAAUGGAUGGAAAUGCUGUCUCUUUGUAAAUAAAUACGGAUUUCAUGUUUGGAGUUCA
Messenger RNA from Nerophis lumbriciformis (worm pipefish), 1402 nucleotides. RefSeq names its product NFKB activating protein (gene nkap). Gene Ontology annotation, molecular function: chromatin binding. The record is from RefSeq and is a predicted model, not a curated record. Gene Ontology annotation, biological process: regulation of gene expression. NCBI's taxonomy places the organism in Eukaryota, Metazoa, Chordata, Actinopteri, Syngnathiformes, Syngnathidae. Gene Ontology annotation, cellular component: nucleus.